Molecule: messenger RNA, 2316 nt
Organism: Plasmodium knowlesi strain H
Lineage: Eukaryota; Apicomplexa; Aconoidasida; Haemosporida; Plasmodiidae
Product: conserved Plasmodium protein, unknown function
Exons: 1
Coding region: 1-2316 (771 amino acids)
Molecular function (GO): protein binding
Source: RefSeq, a predicted model, not a curated record
AUGGCUCAGUCUCACGUCGAAAUUGCCAAACAGCUCAAACACAACUCGGAAGAGAUAAAGGAGUACUUCGAGGAUCUGUACGCGUGGCAAAGCGAAGUCAGCAAGGAGGUAGGAGGGAACAGUGGAAAGGAGCAGUCGUCCACAGUAAGAAAUGGCCCCGCGAAGGGAAGCAAAAGUUUUGCUGCUAAACUGGAGAAGAAAAAGAAGGACCAUGAUGGACAGGGGCAGAAACUCCAUGGGAGAUCUUCAGAGAUUGUAGAUCCGGCAGCUGCCAAUAUCCUUCAUAGAGAAACAGAAUUGAGACAAAAUAAUAAUGCCUUAAAGAGGGACCAGAAUUCGCUGGAUAGCUAUUACAAUGCGUGGGAUAAACUCAAAAUAGAAGAUAUUGACAAUGGCCAUGAUGGGUCAGGUGAAGAUCGUGAAGGCCACAAUGGGGAAGCAUCGGAGAGAACUGAAAAAGGAGGAUAUUCUGAUGGGAUACUUCAUUGGGAGAGAAAGAUAGAAGAAUUAGCCCCUACUAUCGACACGGAAAGAAGAAACAGCAUGAAUAUCUGCAAUGGUAUUUGGGGAAAAGCAGAAAGAAAAGAUGGGUUAAGUGAAAGUAACAAUUGUGUUCUGAACAGACGAAACGAAGAAGAGCGGUUAAUGAAGAUCGAUUGCAAAGUUUAUGAUAUAUACCUCUCGAAAAACGAAGAAGGAAAAAUAAACUACCAAAAGAGGUGGUACAAUAAAUGUUUAGAAAAUUACAAUGACAUAAUUAACUACAUAGACUUCGAACUAAGCAACAAUAAUAUAUUUUUACAGAUCGAACAAAAUCUAGAUAAUGAAUUAUACAUAGAUGUACUUUCCCAGAAUAAGCAAAUUUUUCUGAAUAAAAAUAUUGAACAGUUAAGCAUCCUUAGGACUAAAGUUCUUGUAAACAGAUCAUUAGUAUAUCAGAGGCUGUCUUCCUAUUUUGAAAGCAUCAAUGAUUGUUCUUCCAUAAUUUUAUUUUACAAAUAUUUUUUACCUGAGCAUAAAAAUUGUGCUAGCUACUGUAUAGGGAAGAAUUCCCUGACGGUGAAUAUUAAAUAUGUGCUUUUCAAGGCAUACUACCUAAGGGGGAUGGCAAGAUAUAAGCUAAAAAUUUAUAAAUAUUCCCUUAAGGAUUUUAAAUUCGCCAAGGAGUGUGCAAAUGAUAUGAACUGUUGUUCCACUCUCAAUAUUGAUAAGUCGAUCCAGCUUCUACAAAAUGUGAUAACCCAAAUUGAUACAAAAAGACGGGCGAGGAGACAAGCUGAAUACACAUCUACCCUUUUGGAGAGAUACAAACUGAAGCCAAGACUGCUAACUAUUCAACUUAUAUCAAGAGAGCAAACUGAGGAAAUUAUACCUUUGGAAAAUAAUAGAAACGAUGUUAAAUGCCUCACGGGGCUGCCAAACGCGGAGGAGCCAAGUACGGGGUGUGCAUCUGGGGGGUGGAAUUCCCCUUCUGAAGAAAGGAAAUACCUAAGGCAUUUCGCACAGGGAGGAAACCCUCCAAAGGUGCAUGAUGGGGGAAAUGCCCCAGUGGGAAAAAAUAGCAGCCUGGGAGCAGUGUCUGAGGGGGAGCACAACACUGUGGGGCAUAAGGACAGGGAAAUCGAAAGAGAUAACCACCACGAUACGGAUAGUAGCCUCACCCUGAGCGAGAGUACCGCGCUGAGUGACGUGGAAGAAACGAAACCGCCCCUCCUCACCAUGUCCAGGGGAGCAAACCUCGGGAAAAACAAAAUUAAAAAUAAGAUAAGCUUCGAGCUCCUUUGGAAUUCAAAUGAAAUAAAAAGCAACUUCAAAAAACAAAUCGAUAUUCUCAAAACUGCUUUUUUGGAAGAACACAUAUUCCAGUUCAACCUCGAUAGGGAUCUUUACGUAGAUAUUCUAGACUCCCUUUUUAAAAAUAACUUCUUGUCCUUAUUUGAAAAUAUGGAUAACGAGGACAUAAAAAUAAAAUUGCAGAGAGACGCCUGCGCAGGAUUACCCCCCAAUGUUGAUAAGGAAAUAGAUAGAACUUCCAAGUCACCAUCGGAUGGCGAAUUGGGAUGUGUAGAAGAAAGGGAAGAUGAAGAAAAACUGCUAAAUUGCGCCGAGUGCGUAGUGCUCAUAGACAUAUUGUACAUCCUCACCAAUGGUGGAAAGGAAAAUUAUGUCCUCCUCUUUGUUGACAAAAAGGAAAGAACAUUGUUGCUAACGUUUUACAAUUUUAUUUUGAAGUAUACAAAUGUGUUUCUCUGCAAUGAAAACUGCCUAAGGGAGAAGACUCUCCUGUUGAAGGGUUUACUCGAAAGGAUAUCUUAA